Molecule: messenger RNA, 3092 nt
Organism: Phytophthora nicotianae INRA-310
Lineage: Eukaryota; Oomycota; Peronosporomycetes; Peronosporales; Peronosporaceae
Exons: 2
Coding region: 83-2626 (847 amino acids)
Biological process (GO): nuclear-transcribed mRNA catabolic process, nonsense-mediated decay
Cellular component (GO): telomerase holoenzyme complex
Molecular function (GO): protein binding; telomeric repeat DNA binding; telomerase RNA binding
Source: RefSeq, a predicted model, not a curated record
AGUCUUCAAAUGUAACCGACAUGCUCGACCUGUUUGUUAACGCCCUCAAAGCUGAGCCACCUUCCUUGGCCACCAAGUCGCCAUGGACCCGCGCCGCGCCUACAUGGAGCUGGUGGCGCUGGACAAGCAGCUGCGGGAUCUGCUGCGCGCCAACCCGCUCAACGCUCAGGAUGCCAACGCGCUGCGUCGCCGGCUCAUGGACGCCGCAACGCGCCUGGCGGAUGCGCACCCGGCCUUUGCAGCUAACAAGGAGGUGGAGCAGGCGCUGUGGAAGCCCUGCUUCUAUCGCCGCAUUGAGGACUUCCGUCGACGCAUUCGUAAGUAUGCGACAGCAGCACAGACGGACCGCAACGUUCGCGAACACUUUGCGCGUGUGUCCAGCGAGUUCCAGCAGUUCCUGACCGAAUCCGCAGCCUUCUACGCGCACUUAAGAGACGUAUUCGCCUCGUGGCUGCAGACGUCUCAGGACGACAUUGAUGCCAUCGUACGCUGUCGUCAGAGCUUGCACCACUGCUACGUGUUCCUAGGAGACUUGGCGCGCUAUCGGGAGCUGCAUAGCCAAAAGGCUAAGAAGAACUUUGCAGCAGCUGAAGCCUUGUACCAUCGCGCGUUGGCUGUACUGCCGGAGAAUGGCAAUCCGCACAACCAAUUGGCAGUAUUGGCCACGUACGUGGAGGCGGAGACUGUGGCAGUGUACCGGUACUGCCGCAGUUUAUUGACCUCGCAGCCGUUCACGACUGCGGAGGAGAAUCUCGCCCUGCUCUUCGAACGCAGUCGCCAACGUCCAUUGGCGGCUCCGAUCACGUUUACAUCGUCGUCUCCAUCGUCGAAGGAGAAGUCGGCGUUCUUGAAGAGCUAUUUGCACCGUCUGACACGGAUGCAUGGCAUCUUGUUCGCGCUCUCAUCGCCACGUGGAUCGCCGACAGCUUCACGUAGCAACAGCGAGUCAUCGAUGCCAGUGUACCCGCGAGACAUGGAGGCUGUACUGUUCAAGGACAUGAGGACGUUGCUGCAUGCAGGUGUAAUCGGUGAUGCGUUGCUGCUGAAGAUCGUGGUGACGAACAUUUUCUGCAUCAUUCGAGCCUCAGACUCGCGCUCACAAAGUUCCCCCCUCGAAGAUGCGCUACGUCUCUCGAUUCGAACGAUUACGAGUGUUAUGGAGUUCCUUUUGGACAACUUGGACAUCAAACCGACGGCUGCAGCCAAUGGGAAAGCGCCGAAGGAUCCAGCACUCUCGGCAUUUCGACUUGUAGGCCCUGUGACGGUGUUUUAUGACUACCUGGAGCUGCAUCCUGAUAUGCUGGAGCAACUAGAACAGCUUUUGGUGCAUCGUCAGAAGAAACUCUAUAGUGAUGUGGCUACGAGUAACCAGGGAACUGGCGCAGAUCAGUUCGCUUCGGUUUUUCUUGAAACUUUGACGAAACUGGUCAACCAUGCUCGUGUUCGUGGACUAUACGCUCCGUUGGUAGGGGGGGCAGGGCGAAAUUCCGACGAGGUACCAUCUGCUAUAAGUGAGCAACAGCAUUUACUGAAGGAGAGUCUCGAACUUCGAGGGUUUGCGCCACUGGAACAGGAUGAAGUGAAGUCUACGUGGCAGGACGAAUGGGCGCUGCAAACGUCUGCUACAGGAGCGAAUAGUGCGUCACAGGUGACACCGUUGGCGGACGCUGAAGCCGCGAAAGUUCGUGCGUGGAAGUUGUAUCAUUUCGCGUGCUACUUGUGCAAUGGCUACGAAGGAAAUCCGCUGCUCUUCUGUGGUGCGUCGGGCCAGUUCACGACUUCACCGGUUGUUGGCAAGGAAAAUACUCAACAGGAUAAUGGCACGCAACAAGCGUUUGCUUCAUUAAACCUUGGAUUUCUGUCGUCCGAGAGCAGCAAUCAACAGCAGACGCAGCCACUCGGUAAUGGUUACAGUGUUGGAACUGGCGUGGAUGAGGACGACGAUUUCGACGACGAAGUGAUCGUGUUCCAGCCGUCGCCAGGGCUAAGAGGAAUGUCGGAGAACCAGUCUACCAAGCUGUACGGGGGAUACGCUCCUCCUUUGGAUUCGCUAGCUGGUGGAAGUGCCUUCAGCCUUCGAGCUCUGAGUCCGAUCUCACCUGCAGAUGACCAGAAACACGCCAGCUUUAAUCACCAAAGCAAUGCAUUUGGUGCUGGGAACGGUCAUUUUGGUACGUCACUGGGUUAUCCAAGUUUCAACACGUUUAACGAUGCUGGGAGCUUUUCCAGCCAGUCUCUGCUAUCUGGAUGGGGAAACAGUACGACUGGCAACAACAAUACCGGUAUGUUGGGGAACAACCCCGGCCUAGGUCUCGGCAUGCCAUUCAGCGGACAGGGCACCGACUUUACCUCCGGAGGACCGCAGGGUCUUGGUUUAGGUAGCAACCGCGUCGACAAUAGUCGACCCUUUGCCCCCAUGGCGGACUUGGCUGCUGUAGAGCGCGAAUCCGCUCUGUAUCAGCAGAGAACUUCGAGCUUGAGCGCGUUUUUGGGCUCAUCGACGCCAUCGACUCAGACCGAGACGCAGGACCCGUCACCUCCGCGGAUUCCGACACGCCCUCCUCCAGGUUUUGCAGCUGCUUCAAUGGGAACUCAUCAGCAGCCAAACUCGUUCUUCAACCCGUAGAGCUCGCCACAUUUCGGCUGCUUUAUCGAUCUCGUUGAUUCAACGAACACAAAAGAGAGGUGACUGGGUGACCGACUCUGGGCAUCAACAACGAAGGUGGCAGAUGUGAUGCAGGUGAAGAAGCUGGGAGAGCGAAUUCUCUUGAACGACCAUGAUACAAGUCGCUAUGCAGCGAAAUUAUGGAGGUCGCUUGCCCCGAAACAGCACAAGACUACCUACCCUACCUCUCCAUUAUCAACUGGCAUCUAAAAGACGAAGACGACGCGACCAAGAACAAACACCGACACCUGCAGUGAGAAAACGCAUCACUAGCAGAGAACUUGCAGCUCUUUGACAUUCAGCACAGAUACCCACCCGUACGAACCGCUCGAUAGGGAGCAAUAUUGUAGUCGUGGAAUCGAUAAAAGAAAAAUAGGACAAAGCAAGUGAAAAAUACCCAGAAACUCUUGAAAUUUGUUGCACCACC